AUGGUGGAGAAAGAUGUGGUUUCUUGGAGCUCAAUGGUUGAUGGGUACUGUAGAAAUGGAAGACUUGGUGAAGCUAGAGUGUUAUUUGAUAGGAUGGAAGAGAAAAAUGUGGUUACUUGGACUGCUAUGAAUAAUGGCUAUGUAAAAAUGGGGUGUUUCGAAGAUAGGUUUGGUUGUAUAGAUGCGGCUAAUAAUGUAUUUUGUAUGAUGAAGGAGAGAUAUGUGGUUUCUUGGAAUUCUCUAAUUGCUGGUUAUGCUCAGGCAGAAGAAAUUGAAGAGACUUAUAAACUUUUCAAGGAAGUACCAGAUAAAGAUCUAGUUUCUUGGACGACCAUGAUUAUUGGGUUUUCUAGUAGAGGGAUGAUAGGGAAAUCCACUAAGUUGUUUAAAAUGAUGCAAGAGAAAGAUGAUGUUGCUUGGACUGCUCUUAUUUCAGGGUUUGUGAACAAUGGAGAAUAUGAGGAGGCUAUCUAUUGGUUCAUUGAUAUGCUUCAGCAAGUGGUUAGACCAAACCCUCUUACCCUAAGUAGGUUGCUCAGUGCUUCAGCUGGUUUGGCUACAUUAAACCAAGGCUUGCAAGUACAUGCUCAUGUUGUGAAAAUGGUUAUGGAACUAGAUUUGUCCAUCCAAAAUUCACUAAUUUCGAUGUAUUCUAAGUGUGGAAGUGUAAAUGAUGCCUAUAAGACCUUCCAAACCAUCCCUUCCCCAAAUGUUGUUUCUUUUAACUCAAUAAUUACUGGAUUUGCCCAAAAUGGGCAUGGGAAAGUAGCACUUAAUUUUUUUAAGAAGAUGCAUGACGAAUGCCAGGAACCCAACGAGAUUACCUUUCUAGGUGUUCUUUCAGCCUGUACUCAUAUGGGAAUGGUAGAAGAAGGAUGGAAGUACUUCAAAUCCAUGAGAUACUUAUAUAAGAUUGAAUCAGGGCCUGAUCACUAUGCAUGCAUGGUUGAUCUCCUCGAGAGGGCUGCUCAACAUCUUUCUAAAUUGGAGCCCCACAAUGCGGCUCCUUAUGUGAUUUUGUCUAACCUGUACUCUGUUUCAAGGAACAUGAAGGAUGAGGAACAAGUUAGAAUAGCUAACAAAUUGAAAGGGAUGAAGAAAAGUCCAAGUUGCAAUUGGAUUAUGGUGUAG
This is a messenger RNA of Ilex paraguariensis (yerba mate), 1131 nucleotides long. NCBI's taxonomy places the organism in Eukaryota, Viridiplantae, Streptophyta, Magnoliopsida, Aquifoliales, Aquifoliaceae. The record is from the annotation of a GenBank genome assembly.